Molecule: messenger RNA, 1402 nt
Organism: Harpegnathos saltator (Jerdon's jumping ant)
Lineage: Eukaryota; Metazoa; Arthropoda; Insecta; Hymenoptera; Formicidae
Product: putative nuclease HARBI1
Exons: 5
Coding region: 839-1360 (173 amino acids)
Source: RefSeq, a predicted model, not a curated record
GAUGCAUCGCAUGCGAGAAAAUAUCGAAGAUUCAUAUCGAGUGGUAUAACCCAUGCGAUAUGCAAGUCGCAUACGAUAAAUCUAGUAAUAAAAGCGCUGUUUUCGACAAAAAUGAGGUUAUACAAUAUGAGUGAGGUGAAUUAAAUUAAUUGUUUUGCAAUGAAUAUGGCAUAUCAAAAUGCUGUGCAACCAUAUCGCUGAACAAUUGGAAAAUAUUUUCGAUUAUAAUGAAAAACCGCGUUUUCAUAUAAGGGGUGAUCCAUUUGAAUUAUCAGAACGACAGUUCAUAAAUCUUUUUCGAUUGAAAAAAGAAACAGCAAACAGACUUAUUAAUAUUGUGGAAGACAAUUUUGUAGAACUAUCACAAUGUUCAGCUUUGGACGCGACUGUACAAGUUUUAGUUGCAUUACACUUUUAUGGAUCAGGCAGCUAUCAGAAUUGCAUAAGAAAAAAUAUUCACAUGGCUAUUAGUCAACCUUCGGUUAGCAGAUGUGUUCGAAAUGUGACUAACAUUCUUAAUUUACCAGAAAUAUUCAACGAUUGGGUGUGUUUUCCUAACACCUUUCAGAAGCUGCAACAACUACGUAACAAGAUGUGUAACACAUUCUAUAGAAACUUGCUAGGGGAACGAAACAAAUUAAUGACGGACAGUGUACAUAUAUAUAGAUUUUGGAUUAAUCAUCGUUUUCUUGGAGCGAUUGGUUGUAUAGACUGCACUCAUGUUGCAAUUGUUUCACCUCCUAAAGAAGAUUAGAAUUAUCCUGAACAUAUAUACAUAAAUAGAAAAGGAUAUCAUUCUAUUAAUGUACAAUUGAUAUGUGAUUCUGAUCUUAGGAUAAUGAAUGUUAAUGCCAGAUAUCCUGGAAGUACUCACGAUUCGUAUAUCUGGAAUAAUAGUAAUGUUCUUCCUAUUAUGCAAGAUAUUUACAAUCGUGGACACAGCUUUUUUUUAUUAGGUGAUUCUGGUUAUGCUCUUAGACCUUGGAUGAUAACUCCAAUAAUGGACAAUAAUCCUAAUAUUGGAACAAGAAGAUACCAUGAUUGGCAAAAGAGCACUAGAUCACUUAUUGAACAUUGCAAUGGUGUCUUGAAGAUAAGAUUUCGUUGCUUGUUGAAACAUAGAAUUUUACAUUAUCGACCAGAUGUAUGCUCGAAAAUUAUCAAUGCUUGUACCGUGUUACAUAAUAUGUGCAUUCACGACAACGUGCCUUUACCCGAAGCAGAUCAUGAAAUAUUGGAUUUUGGUAUGAAUGUUAUAGAUGGUGUAAACGAACCCGGGAUAGAUAUGUUAAAUAGAAAUAACGAACUGAUAGCUGGACGAAGAAUUCGCAAUAAUCUAAUAAGACAGUAUUUCCCCUGACAAUAUUUUACACAUACUUUUUACACAUGUAUUAUAUAUACA